Molecule: messenger RNA, 698 nt
Organism: Linum tenue
Lineage: Eukaryota; Viridiplantae; Streptophyta; Magnoliopsida; Malpighiales; Linaceae
Source: the annotation of a GenBank genome assembly
CUCUUCUUCCAGAAAUCACAGACGAAAAAAAAAAGAAAAAAAAUUGGGAGGAGAGGAAGAAAGCGACCUCUCCCUCUUUCUCUCUCUCUCGUUUGUUUCUCUUCUUCCCCAGUACUUACUGAGAAGAACAAAAUCACCGCCGAUUCUCCCUUCUCCUCUGGCCGCUGGCCGAUUCUCCCUUCCCCUCUCUCGGUUCACUCUUCCAAAAAACGACCCGAACAAAAUUCUUCCCCUCUCUUAAGCAGACGCCGCUGCCGCCGCUGUCGCUCUACUUCCUCAUCGUCGAUCAACGAACCCGACCGCGACGACCCCAAAUCGGCAAUUCCUCUCAGGAUGAAGGGUUUGCUUCGGUUUAGGAAAGAAGGAAAUGGGUGGCGGGAUCUCUGCCGACAAAGGUGUGCCGACAAUGCUUUGGCGACGGCGGUAACCUUACAACUAAGUUUUCGGUAAAGAGGAAGAGCAAACGACAGAAGAUGGAGAUGAUCUACGACGGAAACAUGUGGGAUUUGUUUCGUCAAUGUUUAAUUGUUUUUUGUAGGAUUAUUUAUCUUUUCAAUCGAUUGAGACCUCUACUUUUGUUCUGACGCAGUUUUGGAAAUGGACAGACCUGGGUAAGGUUCCUAAACCCAACUUUGUAUGACUUGGGAGAUCGAACCAAGUAAAAGACAAGAAAUAUGAUUCAUGGAUUUGAAAACAGC